Molecule: messenger RNA, 890 nt
Organism: Dermacentor andersoni
Lineage: Eukaryota; Metazoa; Arthropoda; Arachnida; Ixodida; Ixodidae
Gene: eIF3j
Product: eukaryotic translation initiation factor 3 subunit j
Cellular component (GO): cytoplasm; eukaryotic translation initiation factor 3 complex
Molecular function (GO): translation initiation factor activity
Source: RefSeq, a predicted model, not a curated record
CUCGUCGCGUUUUAGGCGCAGCCCACGUGACCCACUUCAGGUGUCAAAAUGGCGGACGACUGGGAGAAGGAAGACUAUGAGCCUCCUUCCUUCGCCAAAAAGCCUGCUGUCGGUGACAGAUGGGAGGGCGAAGAUGAGGAAGACGUGAAGGAUAACUGGGACGAUGAGGAGGAGGAGAAAGAGGCGACACCUCCCGCUGAAGCUUCAUCAACGUUGGUUGCCCCCAAGAAGAAGAAGCCGCUGAGCCAGAUCAUCCAGGAGAAAGAGGAGCGGAGGCGACGGGAAGCUGAGGAGAAACGGGCGCGCGAAGAACAGCAGCGAGCUGCCCUGACACCAGAGGAGGAGCAAGCUGAGAAGCUUAGGCGCCAGCGCAUGCAGGAGGAAGCGGACUUGCAGCUAGCGAAGGAGGCCUUUGUUGGCCCAGCAGGUGACCCUGGGCUUGACGGACUCUGCCCACUGUCUUUGGUUCCUGGAUUAACGGAGUCAGAUGGCAUUGACAGUCUUCAACCAGUGACAAGGGACGACUUUGACAACCUCCGCAAGGCCUUGGCAGCCAAGCUAACAGCAUGCGAAAGGUCGCCUCACUACGUGGGCUUCCUGGAUGACCUUCUCAGAGACCUCAGCCUCAACAUGGAAUCUGAAGAUGUGAAAAGGCUGUCCAGUUCCCUCAAUGCCGUUGCCAAUGAAAAGGUCAAACAGCAAAAGCUGAAGCACAAAAAGAAAGGAGCCAAGAAGGGAGCUAGCCUGAAUGUUGGAAAGGAUGAUGGCCUAGUUAAUCUGGAAGAUUACGGCAAUGAAUACGACGACUUCAUGUAGCAUUGGCUACCUGUCUAGUUAUUUAUCCAUUCUGUUUAUACUGCUACUGCAAUAAAAGGGCUUUUCUAAGAGAA